AAACCAAACAAGAUGACCAUGGAGGAGGAGGAGGAGAAGCUUCUCUCCACCAUCGCCGCUUCCGAGCCAAACGGCGACGCGGCACCGAUGACCACCGACUCCGACUCCGACUCCGCCGAUCAGGGAGCCGUCGCCUCGGCCGGAGUCGAGUACCAGAUAUCCGAGGAGCAGAAGCAGUUGCAGGAGCGGCAUGAGAGAGCAAAGCAGGAGCUCCUGAGGAAGCGCCGCGCUUCUGCUCUUGCCGUCCCCACCAACGACAAUGCCGUCAGGGCUCGUCUCCGGCGCCUAGGCGAGCCGAUGACGCUGUUCGGUGAGCGCGAGAUGGAGAGGCGCGACCGCCUGAGGAUGAUUCUGGCCAACCUCGAUCCGGCGCAGCAGGAGUCGCUGGUCAAGUCUCAUGAGGACGACGAGGCUGCUAAUGCCGACGAUUCUGACUUCGAGCAAGAAAUUGAGUAUCCCUUCUUCACCGAAGCGACCAGGCCUAAGGCUUUGCGUGAGGCUAGGGUUCAUAUUGCGCACUACUCCAUGCCACUCGCCGCCUUGCGGCUUCAGCGUGCCAGGAGGAGGGAGGAGGAUCCCGAUGAGGAUAUGGAUGCUGAGAUUAACUGGGCGUUAGGGCAGGCCUCGAAUUUGAAGCUCGAUUGCAGUGAGAUUGGGGAUGACAGGCCUCUUUCGGGUUGCUCCUUCUCGCCAGAUGGGACAUUGCUUGCCACCUGCGCUUUAAGUCCGGUUGCCAAGUUGUGGAACAUGCCUCAUGUAACUAAGGUUGCCACCUUGAAGGGACACACAGAGCGCUUAACCGAUGUCGCAUUUUCUCCUGUGCAAAACCACCUCUUGGCUACUGCCUCUGCUGAUAGGACUGCGAGGUUGUGGAACAGCGAAGGAGGACACCUGUUGACAUUCGGGGGACAUUUGGACCGUCUUGCCUGUAUUGCCUUCCAUCCCUCAGGAAAGUACUUGGGAACAACUAGCUUUGACAAGACUUGGAGACUUUGGGAUGUUGAGACCGGUGAAGAGUUGCUUCUUCAAGAAGGUCACAGUAGGAGUGUAUAUGCCAUAGACUUUCACCCAGAUGGCUCAUUGGUUGCAACUGCUGGAUUGGAUGCGCUUACUCGUGUUUGGGACCUCCGUAGUGGUAGAAGUAUACUUACCUUGGAAGGCCAUGUCAAAAAAGUUCUUGCGCUCAGUUUUUCACCAAAUGGCUAUCAUCUAGCCACUGGGGGUGAAGACAACACUUGUAGGAUAUGGGAUUUAAGGAAGAAGAAAUCCAUAUACAUUAUCCCUGCGCACUCCAAUCUCAUAUCACAGGUCAAAUUUGAACCUCAGGAGGGAUAUUUCUUGGUAACUGGCUCAUAUGAUAUGACAGCAAAGAUAUGGUCAUCCCGAGAUUUUAAGCCUGUCAGGACGCUCUCUGGACAUGAAGCAAAAGUUACUUCUUUGGAUGUUUCAGGAGAUGGACAUCACAUUGCUACUGUAUCACAUGACCGAACCAUCAAACUAUGGUCAAGUGGUACCACUGAGAAGGACCAGGAAAUGGAUGUUGAUUAAGACAAGCUGAAUUUAGAAAUGAGGAUCAUGUCUUGGCUGAUUUUGUUUUGGUGACAAGUGGAUUAUAAAAAUAAAAAAAAAUUCAAGACAUGAGUGCUGGAAACUUACAAUUAGAUGAUGGCUGUAUUCAGAGGGAAUCCUCACUAACUGAUGAAUUUGUGUAGUUCGAAUAUAUUUUCAGUUGUGGAAGCAACCAGCUGUUUACUACCUGUGGUAUGUAAUGCAAAAGGUUUUGAAUUUGUCUC
This is a messenger RNA of Fragaria vesca subsp. vesca, 1793 nucleotides long. Its product is annotated as U4/U6 small nuclear ribonucleoprotein PRP4-like protein-like. The transcript has 5 exons. Lineage: Eukaryota; Viridiplantae; Streptophyta; Magnoliopsida; Rosales; Rosaceae. Gene Ontology annotation, biological process: mRNA splicing, via spliceosome. Gene Ontology annotation, cellular component: U4/U6 x U5 tri-snRNP complex. Bases 13 to 1548 code for a protein of 511 amino acids. Gene Ontology annotation, molecular function: protein binding; U6 snRNA binding; U4 snRNA binding. The record is from RefSeq and is a predicted model, not a curated record.